Armigeres subalbatus is the source of this 1787-nucleotide messenger RNA. RefSeq lists its product as uncharacterized. The coding region runs from base 63 to 932 and encodes 289 amino acids. The transcript has 2 exons. NCBI's taxonomy places the organism in Eukaryota, Metazoa, Arthropoda, Insecta, Diptera, Culicidae. The record is from RefSeq and is a predicted model, not a curated record.
UACAAAAAACCGCCAUUGUAGCUGCCUACACGUUGGAAUUUCGCCGCAGCACCCAAAACAAGAUGGCGGACGAACAACGUUUGAAAGACGAAAUCGCUCAUCUACAGGAUCAGCUGCGAGUAGCCCGAGCAGCCGCUGCAAACAACCCGCCCGUCGUGAACAGCGGUACCGAUGUCAACAACGCUGCCGGCGGUACUGUAAACAAAGUUGCAAUAAAAAUCGGGCCAUUCUGGAAGCGUGACCCAACUCUUUGGUUUGCUCAGCUAGAGGCGCAAUUCACGCUGAAUCAAGUAACUCGCGAGGACACCCGCUAUUUCCACGUCCUCGCUGCCAUCGAUUCGGAGAUAUUGGCAUGCUGCUCGGACAUCAUCCGAGAUCCACCGGCGAAUGGAAAGUACUCAGCGUUAAAGGACAGAAUUAUCAGCGAGUACAGCACCAGCGAGCAGAAUCGUAUGCAGCAGCUACUACGUGGGUGCGAACUCGGCGAUCGCAAACCUUCGCAACUACUACUCGAAAUGAGGAAUCUCGAGAAAAUCAUUAAGUCGUUGUGGAUGCAGCAGCUCCCUGAAACGACACAAGCUGUUCUAAAGGUCUCGGAAGCCACUCUCCAAUUGGCGCAGCUAGCUGAACAAGCGGAUAAACUUGCGGACAUCACCAGAACGCGAUCAAUAUCCUCCGCUGGAACGACGUGGGAGGACAACAAGGACACCGGAUUCGAGGAAGUACGCAAACAAAUUUCUGUUCUUUACGACGAAAUUGCCGCUUUUCGUCAAGAGCGCGGCAGACCCCGCAGCAGGAGUUUCAGCAGAUUUCCUGGUGGUACCCGAAGUGGCUCACGAGGAAAUCAUCCGUAUUGUUUCUACCACAGAAAAUUUGGCGCCAACGCAAGAAGCUGCCGAUCACCCUGCCAAUUUAAGCCAAAAAAAAACUAGAGCAGCUGCAUUCGACGACGGGCGAAGGCAGUAAGUUUCAACAAUCCCGUCUUAUCAUCCAGGACCCAGUAACCAACUAUAAAUUUCUCGUCGAUACCGGUGCUGACCUUUCAGUACUGCCGUGUGCUCCAAGCAAUAAGUCAAGGCCGACCCCAGGAAUGAACCUAUAUGCCGCCAACGGCUCCCGAAUUGCUACCUACGGCACCGAGAUAUACAAACCAACUUUCGGUCUACGCAGAUGUUUUCCGUGGCGUUUCAUAAUAGCGGAUGUGACUUCCCCGAUCCUGGGUGCAGAUUUCCUGAAACAUUACGGUUUGCUGGUUGAUUUGCAAGGAAAGUGCUUGAUCGAUAAAAUGACCAAUAUCAAAGCACAUGGCCAAAUCAGCGUGGUCGCAGAAGGAUUAUUCGGCUUGAAAACAUAUUCUCGCAACAGUGAUUACGGUGGCCUGCUGAGCGAAUUCUCGGAUGUUACUAGACCACGUUUUCCUCGACAGGAAGUAAAGCAUGGCGUAAAGCACACUAUCAAGGUCGAUGGGCUCCCGUGCCAUUCUAAAUUCCGCAGACUUCCACCACACAAACUCGAAGCACUUCGGAAGGAAUUGAAGCUGUUUCUAGAGCUUGGAUACAUCCGAUCCUCGAAAAGCUCGUAUUCAAGCCCGGUGCACCUAGCUACAAAAACACUGCAGAACGGUGAUGUCAAAUUCAGGCUCGUAGGUGAUUACAAUUGACUCAACGAUUCUACCGUCGCGGAUCGGUAUCCCUUGCCGCACAUUUACGACAUUUGUCAAACAAAUGCAAGACGACUUGCUCAUCGCUUCGUCAUCCGAGGAGGAGCAUAAAGUUCACCUACGCAUG